Coffea eugenioides is the source of this 1296-nucleotide messenger RNA. RefSeq names its product pentatricopeptide repeat-containing protein At1g62590-like. Bases 1 to 1296 code for a protein of 431 amino acids. Lineage: Eukaryota; Viridiplantae; Streptophyta; Magnoliopsida; Gentianales; Rubiaceae. The transcript is spliced from 3 exons. Gene Ontology annotation, molecular function: protein binding. The record is from RefSeq and is a predicted model, not a curated record.
AUGUUGGAUGGCCUAUGCAAAUGUGGACAUAUUGAGGAGGCCCUGCAAUUCCUGCAGAAAAUGCAAUUUGAUGGAGUCAAACUUGAUAUAACUAUGUACAACAUCAUUCUUCAUGGAUUGUGCAAAAGUGGGAGGUUUCAAUGUGCAGGGGAUCUUUUCAAUAAUCUUUCUUUAAAAGGAAUGGAACAUAACGUGUCAACAUAUAAAACGAUGAUUACUAAUCUUUGUCUAAAAGGUUUGCUGGAUGAAGCUAAAGAGUUUUUUGUGAAGAUCUAUGAAUCUGGAAGUUUAAGGGACAAUAUUAGCGAUAUUGAUAAGCUGGAAAAUGCUUUGAGCUUGUACAAUCAGAUGGUCCCGAUGAGGCCUUUGCCUAGAGUUAUUCAAUUCAAUAAACUUCUGGCCCGUAUUAUUAAGAUGAAGCAUUAUCACUCAGCUAUUUCCGUUUUCAGAGACAUGCGUGGCAACAAGGGCAUUAUUCUAGUUGAUGAUUACACAUUGGGCAUGGGCAUUGACUGUUACUGCCUCGUGGGUCGAGUGGAUUUUGGAUUUUCUCUAUUUGGUGCCCUCUUGAAGCUUGGUUUUUUACCCAAUGCUACCACCUUUGGCACAUUACUCAAGGGGGAAGGAUCCUUGCAAGAUGCAGGAGAUGUAUUUGAGAUCAUGAUUCAGAGAGGUGAAAAUUCUGAUACAGUUAUAUAUAAUGUCCUGAUGAAUGGAUACUGUUUGCAGGGCCAAAUGGAUAAAGCAAGGAAAAUUUUUGACACCGUGGUUAAUAGGGGUGUGCAUCCAGAUAUUCUAAGCCACAGUACUCUAAUGAAUGGGCAUUUCAAGAAAAAUGAAAAUGAUAAGGCCAUGCAUCUCCUCAGGGAAAUUCCACAGAGAGGUUUGAGAGCUGACGUUGGUACAUAUAAUAUUGUCUUGCAGGGUUUGUUCAGGAUGGCAAGGUAUCGUUCUGCAAGAGAAGUAUUCGUUGAGAUGCAAGCUGUUUCCUUAACUCCUGAUUUUCAUACCUACUGUACAAUGUUGGAUGGCCUAUGCAAAUGUGGACAUAUUGAGGAGGCCCUGCAAUUCCUGCAGAAAAUGCAAUUUGAUGGAGUCAAACUUGAUAUAACUAUGUACAACAUCAUUCUUCAUGGAUUGUGCAAAAGUGGGAGGUUUCAAUGUGCAGGGGAUCUUUUCAAUAAUCUUUCUUUAAAAGGAAUGGAACAUAACGUGUCAACAUAUAAAACGAUGAUUACUAAUCUUUGUCUAAAAGGUUUGCUGGAUGAAGCUAAAGAGUUUUUUGUGAAGAUGUAA